GGCUACGGCUGGCAGGUAGUCAGGUCCAACAGUUAUUGCGAGUCACCCAACAACGACGAACCCUCACCGCGCCGCUCCCGCCAUCUCCUCCCAAUCCAGGCCGCCCGCCGCGCUUCACCCUUCUCUCCUGCUGGACUCCGACUCCUCCACAGAAGCCACCGCCGGACGAUCCGCAUGAGGACGCCACCUCGCUCCUCCUCCUCCUCCUCCUCCUGGUGCUGCUAGGGCGGGUCGGCAUGGAUGAAGCCUCCGCCGCCGACGCUGCCGCCUCCUCGGCCGGCGGGAGGUGGUACACGGGCAUGUCCUCCGACAACGUCAAGGGGCUCAUCCUCGCGCUCUCCUCCAGCCUCUUCAUCGGCGCCAGCUUCAUCAUCAAGAAGAAGGGACUCAAGAAGGCCGCCUCCUCCUCCGGCGUCAGGGCCGGGGUUGGUGGUUAUUCUUACUUAUUUGAGCCUCUUUGGUGGGUUGGCAUGAUAACAAUGGUUGUUGGGGAAGUUGCAAAUUUUGCAGCGUAUGCAUUUGCACCAGCUAUUUUGGUUACUCCUCUUGGUGCUCUUAGCAUAAUUAUCAGUGCUGUACUUGCACAUGUAAUGCUGCGCGAGAAGCUGCACAUAUUCGGCAUUCUUGGAUGUGUCUUAUGUGUUGUAGGAUCCACUACAAUUGUUCUUCAUGCCCCUCCAGAGCGUCAAAUUGAGUCAGUGACAGAAGUGUGGGGUCUGGCUACUGAACCAGCCUUCGUGUGUUAUGUAGCCAUAGUACUUGCUAUAGUUGCCGUACUUGUGUACAAGUCUGUUCCACUUUAUGGACAGACCCAUGUCAUGGUGUAUAUCGGUGUUUGCUCUCUUGUAGGUUCCAUCUCGGUCAUGAGUGUAAAAGCUCUUGGGAUAGCUUUGAAGGUGACCUUUUCUGGAACAAACCAACUCAUAUAUCCACAGACAUGGGCUUUUACUACGGUUGUCAUCGCAUGCGUCAUUACUCAAAUGAAUUAUUUGAACAAGGCCCUUGACACAUUUAAUACAGCAGUUGUAUCCCCCAUAUAUUAUACCAUGUUCACAUCUCUAACCAUCUUGGCUAGUGUCAUCAUGUUCAAGGACUGGGACAGGCAAAAUCCAACACAGAUCGUGACAGAGAUGUGCGGUUUCGUCACGAUCCUUUCGGGGACGUUUCUACUUCACAAAACAAAGGACAUGGCUGAGGGGCUUUCAAACUCAUCUUCAUUCCGUCUUCCAACCUCUUCAUCGAUGCGGUCUCCGAAGCAAACGGAUGAAUAUAGUGAAGGAAUCCCUCUCAGAUCAUCAGAAUCAUUCCGAGGACCAUACUGAUGCCUGUUUGCUGAAAUUUUUCACCGAGUUGGGGAUAAAUGCUCAGGAGCAAACUUGUACUCAGAACUGUUUAACAUGUGUCAUUUCGUAUGUUUUUACAGCUUUGUUGUUAAGCCCCAGGGUAUCUUGUAGGUGGUUAGCUUAGAAUUGGACUGGAAAUGCUGUCUUGUUCUGUAGUGCUGUAUAAUGGAUGAUCAAGCAGGGUACUGAAAAUUUAACAUAGUUUACAUUUUUGUUGAAAUAGUUUUAGUGAAUACGACAGUGCAGAUAAACAUCUUGGCUCAGAUGUAAUUUGUGUUAUACUUGUUCAGAAAAAGUUGAUAUACCAUUAUUGUUAAA
Molecule: messenger RNA, 1661 nt
Organism: Brachypodium distachyon (stiff brome)
Lineage: Eukaryota; Viridiplantae; Streptophyta; Magnoliopsida; Poales; Poaceae
Product: probable magnesium transporter NIPA4
Exons: 9
Coding region: 237-1322 (361 amino acids)
Biological process (GO): magnesium ion transport
Cellular component (GO): membrane
Molecular function (GO): magnesium ion transmembrane transporter activity
Source: RefSeq, a predicted model, not a curated record